Molecule: messenger RNA, 885 nt
Organism: Paramecium tetraurelia
Lineage: Eukaryota; Ciliophora; Oligohymenophorea; Peniculida; Parameciidae
Exons: 3
Source: RefSeq, a predicted model, not a curated record
AUGAAUAUGUAAUGCACAAUAAGCAAGGAGAUUCUGCGAUGUGAGACACCUUCGACAGAUGAAACAAAUUAUGAUAUCAUAGAAUAAUAAUGCUAUUUGACAUAAAUAAUUGAAUUAAUAUUUGUGGAGAACUAUACGUACAAAGAAUUGCAGUAGUACUUUACUUACACAUUCUAAUAAAUAGAAUAAUAUGAUUUCUUUUUCGACUAAAUAUACAAAUCGGUUAGGAUUUACAUGGAAAAAAUUCUUUAACAUAUUAAGUAAUUUUCUUAAAUUACAAAACCUAUUGAUAUCAAACAUCUUAAAGAUUAUGUCACCAUAAUUAGAGAGCUGGAAAAAUCUUAUAAGGUAACUUAGUUAAAGCAUAAAGAAUUGCAAGAGGUAGUGAAAUCAUUUUCACACAAAGAAAAAAUUUCUUAAUCAAUUCAUUGUUUGAGACUCAUGAAAUACUCAUUUACCAAUAUAGUUUUGAGGAACAAAGAAGUGAAUGACUUUUUGAUUUCAUUGAAGUAAGUAUUAGAUAAAAAGUUCUAUUCACAAACUCAAAUAUAUUCUAAAACAAAGGAGCGAUUAUAGUUAUUUAUAUAGCUUCUCAAUGAAAAAUAGUAAGAUUGCUUAAGCUAUUAUGACGAUACAAAACAAUAGAGACCCUCUAUCACAAUAAGUACCACCAAUAAUAACGAAAAUGCGCCUUUAAUUGUUCAAAAUAGUAAUUUGGUAGGAAAGAAAGGUUAGUAGGAAAGCAACACCAAACUUAAUGAAUAUAAAAAAUUUGAAUAAAACCUAGAAGAAUACUUUUAGGCAAAAGCAAAUAUUGAAAAAAAGGAAAUAAAUGUGUCUUAAGAAUGGAUAAAUAGAUUAAAACAAAAAACCAAAAAAAAAUGA